AUGCCAUCCCUGCUGGACGUGCUGGGAUGGCGCUGGAAGGAUCAGGCAAACUUUACCUCCCCGGCGCCGCCGACGAUGGAUCAGAGCCGGGAGCUGGCGAAGGACCUUGUGCUGGCAGGGAAGCCUCUGGAAGCUGCUGUCUUUCUGUGCCCAGGCUGGAAGCAUGGGCAGACGUUCACGGCUUCACAGGACCCUGAUCGCAUCGAGUUGUCCUGGGAGCCACCCAGGUUUGUGAAAGAGAAGGAUCCCGUGCGGCUACGCGAGAAGACCUGGGCCGAGGAGCUGGCCGUCUCCGGCGAUCGACGCACCUUUGCGCGUGUGGUCCACAACGUCCUCGACGAGGACGAUUGCGCUGACCUGAUCCGCUGCAUCAACCAGAAAGGCUUCACGCCGGCGCUGCUGAACAUCGGCAAAGGACGCCAGCGUUUCGAGCCAGACGUCCGAAAUGGCCACCGUGCCAUCGUAGAUAGCCAGGAGCUAAGCUCCUACCUUCUAGAGAUGCUCCGGCCGCACCUCCCCGAGAUGCUGGAAGGCAGCCGCCUCGUCGACUUAAACGAGCGCUGCCGCGUGCUGUGCUACACGCCCGGGCAGGAGUUCGGUCCUCACUACGACGGGUGCUUCGUCCGGCCGAAGGGCAGCCGCAACGAAGGUGACGAAUCCAUGGUCACAGUGCAGCUUUAUCUCCACGAUGUCCCAGAAAGUUCUGGCGGUGCCACUACCUUUCUGGCCGGAGGGCGAGGAGCUGGUCCAAAGGAAGCUCUGCCAUGCCAGCCCAGGGCCGGCUCUGCUCUCCUCUUCACUCAGAAUCUUCUCCAUGAGGGCUCUUUGGUCACCAGCGGCCUGAAGUACACACUUCGGACAGAAGCGAUGUACCGGCCGACUGCUUGA
Symbiodinium sp. CCMP2456 is the source of this 888-nucleotide messenger RNA. The record is from the annotation of a GenBank genome assembly. NCBI's taxonomy places the organism in Eukaryota, Dinophyceae, Suessiales, Symbiodiniaceae.